AGUAACAAAUGUACUGACUACGAUACAGCAGCCGACUUUAGCGAGGAUCAUGGAGGCAAAAUGCCAUCAAUACUCAGCGAAGAAGAAGUUAUUCCAACAAAUCUGUCUAGACAAAUAUUCUGCUUUACAUAUGAAAUACUAUCUGGUCUUUCAUAUAACGGCUUUUGGAGCGGUCAUGAAAAGGUUGGUUCAGGUUGGAGAUGGUUGGAUGGAAAUCAACACAACGUAACAUUUUGGAAAAGCGGUCAUUCUAAACUUGAUGGAAGGCAUGUUGUGGUGAAAAAAUGUGGUGAAUGGGUGUCAGUUGAUAACGAGACAUGUGCUGAAGCUGUAUGCAUCAUUAGAGAAAAGGAUAAAGGCGAUAGACGUUGUGCAAAACCUCAAGGUCAAGCCAGCGAUAGGUGUUAUGACGACGUUUGUUUUCGAACUGUUACAAUCUCUGAUCUAUUCACUUCCAAAAAUACUGACCAUUUAAUUGCAAUUGAUGAAAUGUUAAGGGGUUUCUGGAUCAAUGAAGAGAUGCUAGCUUAUCGUGAAAACCAAAGUCGUCUGCAUACUGCAUCUGAAAAUGAGCUACAGGAAGAGUUAAAAGGAAGCAGCUUGCGAUGA
Enterobius vermicularis (human pinworm) is the source of this 609-nucleotide messenger RNA. The record is from the annotation of a GenBank genome assembly. NCBI's taxonomy places the organism in Eukaryota, Metazoa, Nematoda, Chromadorea, Rhabditida, Oxyuridae.